AUGUCAGUGGCAGUAACGCUCAAAUUCGACCAGUCUACAACAGACGCCCUUGAAGCAUGGCAACAAUCGAUCCGCUCCAACGCCAUUAACAUUAUCCAAACCACCCUCCCUGCUAAGAUCCUCUCGCUCAACGCUAAAAUCGCCGAAAUCGACCGUAACAAAGACCAUCUUUUCUCGAAGUCUCGUUACUUUGAUCCCAGCCCUAUUGGUACUGAUGUCACCGUACAUCCCGCUUCAUCUUCCACACUGAAGAUUGAGGAUGGUCCGAGCAGUAAGAAGCGUAAAACCACCGAUUCCACUACCACCACCAAUGGUGAGCCCUCCUCCUCCUGCACCAACGCCGAAGGCUCAGCGCACGUCUAUACCGGCGUCGUCCACACUCCUUCCUACCUCACAACCGCUUUCACCGAUCUACGCGCAGAAUGGGACGAAAUAAUCGAAACAAUGGAUUCUCUCAAGAUGUACAUCAACCUCCAGAUGCCCCAAAUGGAAGACGGAGACACGUUUGGAGUUUCCAUUCAAGAAGAGGCGCUGAAUGAGAUAGUGAGGACGCAGGAUUCGGCGUACAAUCUACUUUCUACUCCUUUCACCUAUCAUUCGGCGAGAGGAGAUCUUGCGGCGAAGUUGGUUAGGUAUCCAGGUGUGGAAGACUAUGCAGAAGCGUUAAGAGAACAUGAUAGGAAGAUGGUGUAUAGGUUAAAGAUGCAUCUGACGGAUAUGAGGAAUAUGUAUGCGGUAGUGUUUGAUAUUGUUAAGAAGAACAUUGGUAAGAUUAGUAAGCCUAAGAGUGGGAAUCAGAUGGGAAGCUACGGCUGA
Molecule: messenger RNA, 816 nt
Organism: Ustilago hordei
Lineage: Eukaryota; Fungi; Basidiomycota; Ustilaginomycetes; Ustilaginales; Ustilaginaceae
Exons: 1
Coding region: 1-816 (271 amino acids)
Biological process (GO): positive regulation of endopeptidase activity; regulation of proteasomal protein catabolic process; regulation of G1/S transition of mitotic cell cycle
Cellular component (GO): nucleoplasm; proteasome activator complex; cytoplasm
Molecular function (GO): endopeptidase activator activity
Source: RefSeq, a predicted model, not a curated record